GUCCACUCCGAACUCUCUGUUCCUCAGCGGUGAGGUUGGUCGUCACCAAAAACCACACCUUAGGAAAAUAUCUUGACUAGACAUGUCUGAUCCAUUUGGUGCAUCUGGUUCGUCAAACUCAACACCGAAGGCCAUUGCGAGCCUUGCAAAGAAGCAGAACGAUGUUACUCGCAUGGGGGCGCAGAAGCUCAAGUUCGUGCCGACUUUACCUGCGAGACGGAAGAAGGAGGAAGUGAAAAAAGAAGGAGCUGCUGCAGCGACUACAUCCUUGGACGGAGGACGCGGACGAGGUGCUGAUCGCAGGAGAGGGCGAGGGCGAGGCGGUGAAGGAAGAGGCGCAGCGCCCCGCCCACCGCUAAUUGAGAUGACCGCCAGUGGGCCCUUCGCCAUGGGCCCUGCCCUCGCAGGCACCUCCGCACGCCGCACAGCGCCCCGCUCGCACUUUGCUCCUGCCAUUCCGCUGGGUCUGUGCGGCACGGCGAUGCUGGGCGCGGGCCUCACCGCGACGACCGCGCCGACGCUGAAGCGGGAGAAGAAGGAGCGCGAGAAGAGCGAGGAGGACGAGGAGGCCUACUCGGACCCGGAUGAGGGCGUAGAGAUUGUGGAUAUGGACAAGAUCAAAGAUAUGGAUUGGAUGGCGCCAGAGACCUUGGGUAAGGAGAAGGUGAGGAAGAGGAAGGGUCCGAAGAUGAAGAAAGAGGAGAAGGAGGAUAGGAAGGGGAAAGGUGUUGCCAAAGUCGAGCCCAUGGAGGUGGAUAUCUCGUCCGCAGAGCUGGAGGAGGAGCAAGUCAACCUCGCCAAUGCAGUUGACCUCAGUGAGAGCGAAGACGAGGAAGAGUUGGAAGACAUCAUCGAUGACUUCGCGUUCGCCAACGACACGGAAGAGGCUGCAAAUAUUCGACAAGGACGCCUAUAUUUCUUCCAGUUCCCCAAUCCCUUCCCAAAGUUCACCUCGAAAGCCCCGGAACCCUCAACGGCCGAUCAGUCGAACCUGGAGCAACCCGAUGCAAAAAAGGUGUCAUUCGCACCAGACACAAAACCGCCAGCUACAGCUGAUCAGCCCGACGAGAGUACCUCCUCUCAAGACAAACAAUCCGAUGUGAAGACGGAAGAGCCGAAGGUAGAUGGCGUCAUUGGCCAGUUGGAGAUUUAUGAGAGCGGCGUCGUCAAGAUGCGUCUCGGCAAUGGCAACUUACUGGAUGUAACGGCGGCGACACAACCCUCCUUCCUGCAGCAAGCUGUCUAUGUUGAUCCUACGAAUAAGCAGCUAUGCAUCUUAGGCGAAGUCAGCAGGCAUUUUGUGAUCUCUCCGGAUAUUGAGACCCUGCUCACAGCCAUGGAGCUCGCCGAGCAACCCGUCACGUUUGACCUUGGCGAAGACCUCAUAGCGAUGGAUACAAGCUGAUCUAUUGAUUAGCGUGGACAGCCAUCUCUCUGUUCGUGCUUGUGUUCCGGUCUAUUAUACAGUGCAAGAUGUGGUAGCACUACUGGAUACUACAUAAAACGAUGCCGCUCACUAAAUUGCCGUGCUAAGUAUCAUAUCAUGACUACCACCAGAAGCAUAAGUACAUCGAAGUUGAGUAGGCAAAACAGUAUCUUAUGGUGCAGGAGAGCUUGACGCAGCCGGAGGCGUUUGCGCUUCGGGAGUGGAUGCAGUCUCGGUAUUGCCAUUCGUACUGCUGUCGUCCUCCCCGAAGAUGUCAAGAUACCCUGCAACCCGGGCCUUGUUGACGCCUUUUUUCAACACGAACUCACGCAGGCCCGCCUUCAGACUCGGUUGCUUGUCAACAAGCUCUCGAAGUUGGUCUUU
Molecule: messenger RNA, 1810 nt
Organism: Laetiporus sulphureus 93-53
Lineage: Eukaryota; Fungi; Basidiomycota; Agaricomycetes; Polyporales; Laetiporaceae
Exons: 6
Coding region: 83-1405 (440 amino acids)
Biological process (GO): transcription by RNA polymerase III
Cellular component (GO): RNA polymerase III complex
Molecular function (GO): DNA binding
Source: RefSeq, a predicted model, not a curated record